UCACUGUCAACACAACCAAUGGAAGGAGCGAAUCAGUCUGUGGUGUCAGAGUUUGUGUUCCUGGGACUCACCAACUCCUGGAGUAUUCAACUAUUUCUCUUUGUGUUCUCCUCUAUGUUUUAUAUGGCUAGCAUGAUGGGAAACUGCCUUAUUGUGUUCACUGUGGCAUCUGACCCUCACUUACACUCUCCCAUGUACUUUCUGUUGGCUAACCUCUCUUUCAUUGACUUGGGUGUUUCUUCUGUUACUUCUCCGAAGAUGAUUUAUGACUUAUUCAGAAAGCACAAAGUCAUCUCCUUUACAGGUUGUGUUACUCAAAUAUUUUUCAUUCAUGUCAUUGGUGGUGUGGAGAUGGUGCUGCUCAUAGCCAUGGCCUUUGACAGAUAUGUGGCCAUAUGUAAGCCUCUUCAUUACCUAACCAUUAUGAGCCCAAGGAUGUGCAUCUUGUUUUCCGUGGCUGCCUGGGUGGUUGGCCUUAUGCAUUCUCUGAUUCAACUGGCUUUUGUAGUAAACUUACCAUUCUGUGGACCAAAUGUGUUGGACAGCUUCUACUGUGACCUUCCUCGGUUUAUCAAACUAGCCUGCAUUAACACUUACCAGCUGGAGUUAAUGGUCACAGCCAACAGUGGGUUCAUCUCUGUGGGCUCCUUCUUCAUACUGAUCAUUUCAUAUAUUGUCAUCAUAAUCACUGUGCAAAAACAUUCUUCAAGUGGUUCCUCUAAAGCCUUAUCUACUCUUUCUGCUCACAUCUCUGUGGUGUUCUUAUUCUUUGGUCCUUUGAUAUUUUUCUAUACCUGGCCAUCUCCUUCCACACACCUUGAUAAGUUUCUGGCCAUAUUUGAUGCAGUUAUCACUCCGUUUCUGAAUCCUGUAAUCUAUACAUUUAGAAAUCAAGAAAUGAAGGUAGCAAUGAAGAGAGUAUGCAGACAACUAGUUAGUUAUAGGAAAACUUCCUAA
This is a messenger RNA of Mus caroli (Ryukyu mouse), 957 nucleotides long. Its product is annotated as olfactory receptor 4F3/4F16/4F29-like. Lineage: Eukaryota; Metazoa; Chordata; Mammalia; Rodentia; Muridae. Gene Ontology annotation, biological process: G protein-coupled receptor signaling pathway. Gene Ontology annotation, molecular function: olfactory receptor activity; G protein-coupled receptor activity. The record is from RefSeq and is a predicted model, not a curated record. Gene Ontology annotation, cellular component: membrane.